Messenger RNA from Aspergillus puulaauensis, 1053 nucleotides. Its product is annotated as FAD-dependent oxidoreductase. The record is from RefSeq and is a predicted model, not a curated record. Bases 1 to 1053 code for a protein of 350 amino acids. Gene Ontology annotation, molecular function: D-amino-acid oxidase activity; FAD binding. The transcript is spliced from 7 exons. NCBI's taxonomy places the organism in Eukaryota, Fungi, Ascomycota, Eurotiomycetes, Eurotiales, Aspergillaceae.
AUGUCCGGCCCUCCAUAUAUGCCGUGGUUCAAUCAAGGCAAGAUGGCCCAAAUCACCAUUGUUGGAGCAGGCAUCGUCGGCAUGGCCACGGCCUCCAUGCUAUCGCAUCACCACAAGGUCACGGUCGUCGCCAGGAAUCUCCCCGGUGACAAGCCGUCCAUUGAAUGGGCGAGUCCCUGGGCGGGAGUUAGUUUCAUUGCAGGCGGCUGCUCGUCGCCUGCAGAAGCCAAGAUGCAGCUCGACGCGUUUGCGGAAUUGUGGCGGUGGAGCGAUGUGUAUCCAGAGUCGAGUAUCAAGAAGAUCCCCAUUGAGGACUUCCAUGACGAUAAGACGGAAGAGGACAUCUGGUGGAAGGAUUAUAUGCCUGAGUUUCGCUUCCUGCCCCCUGAGAGUCUACCAAAAGGCGCCAAACUCGGGACAGCAUACAAAAGCCUGAUCCUCAACCCAGACAUAUUCCUCCCCUGGCUCCGUCAGCGCCUCGAAGGCACGGGCGUGCAAUUCAAGCGCAUGACGCUGACCUCCCUAUCCGAAGCCCGGUCUCUAGGCCACGACGUGCUCAUAAACGCCACGGGCUUUGGAUCGCUAACUCUGAACGACGUGCGCGACCAGAGCGUGGAGCUGAUCCGCGGCCAGACUAUGCUUGUCAAGAGCAACUACGAUAAGCUGUUUAUGCGUGAUACGGGCGAUACUUAUACAUAUGUGAUACCGCGCUUAGACGGGACUGCUGUCCUUGGUGGGACGAGGCAUAAGGGUUCUGUUGAUCCGAACCCAGAUUUGGAUCUAUGUCAAGAUAUCGUGAACAGGGUCAACAAGAACCUACCGAGCCAUUUCUCAAAUAAUUUACAAGACUAUCAAAUUGUCAGACACAAUGUAGGCAUCCGGCCAUCCCGGGUCAACGGUAUACGAGUCGAGAGAGAGGUCAAGGAUGGGCAGAAGAUUGUCCACGCGUACGGUGUCGCUGGCGGAGGAUACAUCUUCAGCUUCGGGAUUGCGCGUGCUGCCAGGGAUCUUGUUGAGGGCUAUCUCUUCCCCCACCAUCCUGCGAAGCUGUAG